Manis javanica (Malayan pangolin) is the source of this 3695-nucleotide messenger RNA. RefSeq names its product axin 1 (gene AXIN1). The record is from RefSeq and is a predicted model, not a curated record. Lineage: Eukaryota; Metazoa; Chordata; Mammalia; Pholidota; Manidae. Gene Ontology annotation, cellular component: beta-catenin destruction complex; nucleus; plasma membrane. Gene Ontology annotation, biological process: positive regulation of protein kinase activity; positive regulation of proteasomal ubiquitin-dependent protein catabolic process; negative regulation of canonical Wnt signaling pathway. Gene Ontology annotation, molecular function: molecular adaptor activity; identical protein binding; ubiquitin protein ligase binding.
GCCGGCGGGGGCGCUCGGGCCUGGGCUCCGGCGCUGUGGCCUCGGGCUCCCGGCUCCGGGAAGCGGUUGCGGCCGCCGCCGCCGCCGCCGCCGCCGCAGGACCGGCCGGAGUCGGGCUGGAGCUGCGUCUCCCGGAGCGUGCCGGUGAGAGCGGGCGGCCGGCCUCGGCGGCGGCGUCCCCGCGGCCUGCCACGCGCCCGCCUUCGGGCCGUCGCGCCGCCGCCGCGAUGGGGGCCGCCCGGGGCCGCGCCAACGUUCCGUUCCUUCCGCAGCGCCGCCGUUGAGCGCGUGGGCCGUGCCGCAGCCGCGCGCCGGACAGAUUGAUUCCCUUUGGAGCUGUAAGUACUGAUGUAUUAGGGCGCAGCGCUCGUUGCUCAUUGGUGCACAGUCCCAAAAUGAAUGUCCAAGAGCAGGGUUUUCCCUUGGACCUUGGAGCAAGUUUCACUGAAGAUGCCCCCCGUCCCCCAGUGCCUGGUGAGGAGGGUGAGCUGGUGUCCACAGACCCCAGGCCCAUCAGCCACAGCUUCUGCUCCGGGAAGGGUGCCGGGAUCAAAGGUGAGACUUCAGCAGCCACUCCAAGGCGCUCAGAUCUGGACCUGGGGUAUGAGCCUGAGGGCAGCGCUUCACCCACCCCACCUUACUUGAAGUGGGCCGAGUCUCUGCACUCCUUACUAGACGAUCAAGACGGGAUAAACCUGUUCAGGGCUUUCCUGAAGCAGGAGGACUGUGCCGAUCUGCUGGACUUCUGGUUUGCCUGCAGUGGCUUCAGGAAACUGGAGCCCUGUGAUGCAAAUGAGGAGAAAAGGCUGAAGCUGGCCAAAGCUAUUUACCGAAAGUACAUCCUUGACAAUAAUGGCAUUGUGUCCAGGCAAACCAAGCCAGCCACCAGGAGCUUCAUAAAGGACUGCAUCAUGAAGCAGCUGAUCGAUCCUGCCAUGUUUGACCAGGCCCAGACAGAAAUCCAGUCCACCAUGGAGGAGAAUACCUACCCCUCAUUCCUCAAGUCCGAUAUUUAUUUGGAGUAUACAAGGACAGGCUCAGAGAGCCCCAAGCUCUGUAGUGACCAGAGCCCUGGGUCAGGGACAGGAAAGGGCAUCCCCGGAUACCUGCCCACUUUGAAUGAAGAUGAGGAAUGGAAGUGCGACCAGGACAUAGACGAAGAUGAUGGCAGAGACCCUGAUCCCCCCGGAAGGCUCACGCAGAAGCUGCUCCUGGAGACAGCCGCCCCGCGAGCCUCCUCAAGUAGACGGCACAGCGAAGGCAGAGAAUUCAGGUAUGGAUCCUGGCGGGAGCCUGUCAACCCCUACUAUGUCAACUCUGGCUAUGCUCUCGCCCCAGCCACCAGUGCCAAUGACAGUGAGCAGCAGAGCCUGUCCAGUGAUGCAGACAGCCUGUCCCUCACCGACAGCAGCGUGGAUGGGGUCCCCCCGCACAGAGUCCGCAAGCAGCAUCGCCGCGAGAUGCAGGAGAGCGUCCAGGCCAACGGGCGGGGACCCCUACCACACAUUCCUCGCACUUACCGAAUGCCGAAGGAAAUUCGCGUGGAGCCCCAGAAGUUUGCCGCGGAGCUCAUCCACCGCCUGGAGGCCAUCCAGCGGACACGAGAGGCCGAGGAGAAGCUGGAAGAACGGCUGAGACGCGUCCGGAUGGAGGAAGAAGGUGAGGAUGGCGACUUAUCCUCUGGCCCCCUGGGGGCCAGUCACAAGCUGCCUUCAGCCCAGGCCUGGCACCAUUUUCCACCCCGCUACACAGACAUGGGCUGCACAGGAUUGCGGGAUGCACAUGAGGAGAACCCCGAGAGCAUUCUGGACGAGCACGUGCAGCGGGUCAUGAGGACACCAGGCUGCCAAUCACCAGGGCCUGGCCACCGCUCCCCCGAGAGCAUGCAUGUGCCCAAGAUAUCGGGGGUAUUGGGGGGUGCUGCCCCAGGGCACAGUAAGCAUUUGCCCAAGUCAGGGGUGAAACUGGACGCGGCCGGCCUGCACCUCCACAGGCACAGCCACCACCACGGCCACCAUGGCGUGGCCAGGCCUAAGGAGCAGGCUGAGACCGAAGCUGCCCGCCGGGUGCAGAAUAGCCUCACUUGGGGCCUGGAGCCACAUGGCCAUACAGCCAAGCCCCGCAGCCACUCUGAGAAUGUGGGCACUGCCCCCAAUGCCAGCGACAGCCUGGCCUACAGUGGGAAGGCAGGCACGGACUCCAAAAGAAAUACCAAGAAGGCUGAGUCAGGGAAGAGUGCCAGCACCGAGAUGCCAGGCCCCUCAGAGGAUGCGGAAAAGAACCGGAAGAUCAUGCAGUGGAUCAUUGAGGGGGAGCGGGAGGCUAGCAGGCACAGGAGGGCCGGCCACGGGUCUUCAGGGGCAAAGAAGCAACAGGCCCACGAGGGCUCAAGGCCCCUGUCCAUUGAGCGUCCUGGUGCCAUGCACCCCUGGGUCAGUGCGCAGCUCCGCAACUCUGUCCAGCCUUCUCAUCUCUUCAUUCAAGACCCCACCAUGCCACCCAACCCUGCCCCCAACCCUCUGACCCAGCUGGAGGAGGCCCGCAGGCGCCUGGAGGAGGAAGAGAAGAGAGCCAGCAAGUUACCCUCAAAGCAAAGGUAUGUACAGGAGGUCAUCCAGCGGGGGCGCUCCUGCGUCAGGCCAGUGUGCACACCCGUGCUAAGUGUGGUGCCAGCGGUGUCCGACCUGGAGCUCUCGGAGACAGAGACAAAAUUGCAAAGGAAGGCAGGCGGUGGGGGUGCCCAGCCAUGUGACAGCACCGUCGUGGCUUACUACUUCUGUGGGGAGCCUAUCCCCUACCGGACCCUGGUGAGAGGCCGUGCCGUCACCCUGGGCCAGUUCAAGGAGCUGCUGACCAAAAAAGGCAACUACAGAUACUACUUCAAGAAAGUGAGUGACGAGUUUGACUGUGGGGUGGUGUUUGAAGAGGUUCGGGAAGACGAGGCUGCACUGCCUGUCUUUGAGGAGAAGAUCAUUGGCAAGGUGGAGAAGGUGGACUGACUGCAGGCCUGGCCUCCGUGCAGGCAGGCCUCCAUGGGCGGGCAGGGGUAGGGCGCCACCCUGAGGCCUGUGAAGGGCCCUCUCACGUGCGUGGCAGACUCACAGCCAUGGCAGAAAGCCAGUUGUGAUCCCACAGCUGCCCACCCCUGCUGUCGGCCUGUGUGGUCGAGGGUCCCGAGUCCUUCUGAGUGGCACCACAGGCUCUUUCCUGCUGCUGCCCAGCAAUCCUUGGAGGGCCUACCUGAGCAAGGAGCCUGCUGUGCAGCCACCUUGGUGACCUUUCCCAGUGUCCCCCUGCUGCUAACCUUGGCCAGCCCUCUGGCAACUGGCCCCCUGGCGCUCACACUGCAGGCUCCGCAGGACUCCCCUCAUACCCUGCCCUGAUUGGGUGCAGGGGGCCCUGCAGGGGCCUCUGUAAAUUGUACACGUCACCGAGUGCCUUCAACAGCUGCCUCUUGACUGCACUGUGCGGACCCAGCGACAGAGCACCAGGCUUAGCCUCCUGCACCCUCAGUUUCCCAAGCGCCAGCUCAGUGGGUCCUGGGUCCUUCCCUUCUAGGUCCCAUGUAAAUAUGUACAUUACUCAGGCUGUAGCCAGCAGGGGGUUGCCCCAAGACCAUUUUUCAUGCGCUGACUUGUAAAAUUUUCUUUUCAAAGGUACUUGGAUAAGAAUGAAAUAAAUCCAUUUUGAACCUA